This is a messenger RNA of Nicrophorus vespilloides, 3776 nucleotides long. It is a transcript of the gene Lpin, whose product is annotated as phosphatidate phosphatase LPIN3. The transcript has 13 exons. Gene Ontology annotation, biological process: cellular response to insulin stimulus; positive regulation of transcription by RNA polymerase II; fatty acid catabolic process. NCBI's taxonomy places the organism in Eukaryota, Metazoa, Arthropoda, Insecta, Coleoptera, Silphidae. Bases 517 to 3390 code for a protein of 957 amino acids. Gene Ontology annotation, molecular function: transcription coactivator activity; phosphatidate phosphatase activity. Gene Ontology annotation, cellular component: nucleus. The record is from RefSeq and is a predicted model, not a curated record.
GGCUUAGCCAGAAAGUGACGCGACGGAGUCGAGCCCAGUACCUUUUUUUUCUCUCCGAGUUUAACAAACCCAGUUACAUAAAGAAAUUGCGUUCCACAAUAACAGAUCACAUCGGGACCUUGAAAAUCUCCGCUGUUUACAACUGUUUCAAUAAUAAAGUCUGCUGUGUCGCAGGAACACACCUCCAAAAUAGUGCGUGCCUUUUUUUAAAUGAAUCUCUCCUUCGUAAGUCGCGCGAUCGCAAACACGCGCUUAUCGCGCGUUUUCUCCGAUCCAAUCAGCAAGUCGAACGCAGAACUUUCCCCUCAUAACAGGAGAAACAUGAAGUCAAACAUUUACAUCCAAAUUGAAUAAAGUGAAAGCGCGCUUGAAUUCGGGAUUGUAUUGAGAACGAAGCGGUUUCUCAAUGUCUAGAGCAGCGAUGAAGGAGUUCUGAACAUCUUCCAGUCGAUUCCCUUCGUACAAAGCCACCACUUUUCAUAGAGAUAUAAAUCAGAUAAAACAGCUCCACCCAUCAUGUCUAUGUUCUAUAUUGGACGUUUCCUCAACAACUUCAAAGAUUUUUACAAUGAGAUUAAUGGUGCUACCCUUACCGGCGCCAUCGACGUCGUUGCCGUCGAGCAGCCCGAUGGCACCUACAACUGUUCACCAUUUCACGUCCGAUUCGGUAAAAUCGGAGUUUUGAGGAGCAGAGAAAAAGUGGUUGAUAUUGAGAUCAAUGGAGAACCUCGCGACAUCCACAUGAAAUUGGGCGAAAGUGGUGAAGCAUUUUUCGUUGAAGAAGUCUUCGACACUGAAACAGAGGAAAUACCGGAACACUUGGCGACAUCUCCGAUUCCGGUCUCCCAUUUCGAGCAUUUGUACAACUCAAAAGGUCGCAGGAGGAAUAGCAUAGAUUUGGGCGAUAAGAAGCCGGUGCUGAAUCUGGAAAAUCAGGUGAACGAUUACAGCAAGCGUCGUAAUACCACCGACAAUGAUAAUGAAAAGAGACGAGGACACGAUUUCAUCAAGCGUCAAAUUGGAUUGGGAAAUAUUGAAAUCGGAGAGAAUUCAAUGGAAGACUUGACGCUUUCGUUGCAAUCGACCACUAAGGAGAGUAUCGACGAUUUGAGCAAGGACAACGACAUUUCCGACACCAUUUUUAAAAUGGACAGUUUGGAUCACGAUAGCAAAUCUGAGUCCACUACUCCGAACAAAGAAGAAGUUAAGAUUCUUCCACCGGUGAGUGAUCCGCCCAGUGAGACCAAAGGCGCAAAGAAGAGACGCAGGAAGAAGAGUGUUAUGAAGAAGAAGGGAUCUCAAAGGAAGAUUUCCAAUGUCACAGAUACUCCAACGCCAACUGUUGAGCCGAACGAAGAGUCGAACACUGAUUUGAAAGGCAGCGACACAAACACCGAGAGGAGUUCAUUGGAAGGAAGCCCAUCAGAAGCGGAAGCCAAGGAGGCUUCUAAAGCAGAUGAGAAUACGUCAUCUGUGGCCAAUAGGAAAGUACCUAUGGAUCCGGAUUUCCAUUUCUUUAGUGAUACUGAGUUGACGACAGGACAGAGUGAUUCCAGACCCAAUACUCCUAUUCAUAUUGAAUCUGUCCAAUCAGACACGGAAUUCGAAGUGCAGAAGAGUAAGGACGACAACAAAGAGAAUGAACAGCAGAGCCAAAGCUGGGCUUGGGGGGAAUUCCCAAAGAACAUGAGUCAGACGAACACGGCGAACGACGAAAAACCGGGAAAUAACCAGGAAGAGCAACAUAACUCUAUGCUGAGCAAUAUGUUCUCGUUCAUGAAACAGACAAAGCAUAGAAGACGUAAUAGCAAAACGGAGGGCGUCUAUUUGGCGGAUCUCAGUUCGGGAGCCAUCGAUCCGGAAGUAGCCAACCUCUAUUUUACAACCAAUAGCAAUAAACAAAACGCAGAUGCAGACAUGGAUUGUGAAUCAGGAAAUGGACCAUCUCUAACGCAGAGCCCGAACAGCGUGGAAGGAUCGAAAUCUAUAGAUUCCGAUUUUGAUGAGCAGAACAAAUUGGCACAAACUUACAUGCACGAUAUCUCUUUGUCGAUGUGCGGUUGGGAACCAGAGCCAGUCGAGGAUACCUUCCUUCGUCAUGUAGUUGCCUUCAGUGAUCUCUGCAACAAUCCCUCACUAUUUGAAUCGCCGAAUCUAGUCGUUCGCAUCAGGAAUAAAUACUACAAUUGGAAAGUUGCCGCUCCGAUCAUUUCUAGCCUGAUUAUUUACCAAAGACCUUUGCCUCAAUCGACUGUUGAUCAACUGAUCAAUAUACAUAUGCCAUCUACAAACAAUGCCAUUGGAGUGUCACAAGAAAAAGAGCAAAAAACAGAAUCCAGAUCUUGGAUGUGGAUGUGGAGAAGAUCACGCAACUCCCGUGAAACCACUCCUGCUGCAGACUUGGGAGAAAACAAAGGAGGGGAUAAGGAAGUUAGCGAGGAAGUGUUCCAAAGUAGCGAGUUAACAGCAUUAAGUGAGACAUACGAACUGUCUCAAGAUGCUCUCGUGGAACAAGCCAAAGAUUCGGGUGUUGAAGACGAGAAGCCAAUUCUUCUUCAUGAAGGUGUAAAUGAACCUGUUACGCCUGAAGGCUGCAAAGUUAAUAGCGAGAAGUGUAGGAAAACGUUGCGUUUGAGUUCAAGCCAAAUUAAAAAACUAAAUCUUCGUAACGGCAUGAAUGAAGUUGUUUUCAGCGUGACUACAGCAUAUCAAGGUACUACAAGAUGCAGCUGUCAUAUUUAUAAAUGGAAAUGGGAUGAUAAGAUCGUUAUUUCUGAUAUUGAUGGAACCAUCACCAAAUCCGAUGUUCUGGGACACAUAUUGCCAAUCGUCGGAAAUGAUUGGUCACAAACUGGAGUAGCUCAGCUGUUCAAUAAGAUUAAAGAUAAUGGAUACAAGUUAUUGUAUUUGAGUGCAAGAGCCAUAGGUCAGGCCAGAACAACAAGGGAAUAUAUUAAAUCUAUCAAACAAGGCGAUUUGUAUAUGCCUGAUGGACCCAUACUUCUUAAUCCCACAUCAUUAAUCAAUGCAUUCCAUAGAGAAGUAAUUGAGAAGAAACCAGAACAAUUCAAAAUCUCUUGCAUGAGUGAUAUUAAAGCUCUAUUCCCAAUAGACUCAAAUCCAUUCUAUGCCGGCUAUGGCAAUAGAAUAAAUGAUGUGUGGGCAUAUCGCGCGGUGGGUAUUCCAAUUGUUAGGAUUUUCACCAUAAAUCCAAAGGGCGAAUUGAAGCAUGAGUUAACCCAAACCUUCCAGUCAAGUUACUCUGGCCAGUUCCUGGUUGUGAAUGAUGUUUUCCCACCAAUAAUAAAUAAAAUUAUCAGUACCGAAAUCGAUGAUGACGAUGUCGACGAUUCAGAUUCGUCGUCGUCGUCAGAAUUGCAAUUUCAAUAAUCAAUAUUCGCGAUAGUAUUCAAAGUUUUUCUAGUCUGUGAUUUACAAAGCAAAACUAAAUCUAGUUUUAAAAAAGAAAAGACGGUUUAAUAGACAAAUUAAGUUUUAAGUAUUUUUUCGCUGUGACAAUUCAGAGAGGAUCUUUCAGUUUUUUUUCUAUAAUUUUUGGGUUUGUUUCUGUAAUUUUUGGGGGCUUUGGUUUUCGUUUAUUUGGCUUUGUUGCAUGUAUUUAACAAACUUGGAGCGUGUCGUACUUUCUUGAGAUGAAGCGUAAACGAAGGAUCCUCUCUGAAUUAAUUUGUUAAGUUUGAAUUCUUACCAAUACGAUUUUGGUAUGAAAUAUUUAUCCUUAUGACCUUCCCCUUUUUAAGUAAAAUAUUUUAUUU